Messenger RNA from Echinococcus granulosus, 471 nucleotides. RefSeq lists its product as hypothetical. Lineage: Eukaryota; Metazoa; Platyhelminthes; Cestoda; Cyclophyllidea; Taeniidae. Bases 1 to 471 code for a protein of 156 amino acids. The record is from RefSeq and is a predicted model, not a curated record. The transcript is spliced from 5 exons.
AUGGAUUAUUCAAGCACACGUUUGAAAAAUAACUCAUUACAUCAAUGUUUCUUGUAUCCACCGGGCUUAAAGUUAGAUGAAUGGCCUAAAAAAUCUUUUUCUAAAAAAACCAAAAGAAGAGCUAAACGAAUUCGAAAUCUGGCUAGACGUUAUAAUUUUGAACAUGGAAGCCUAUCUUGCUUUGUAAGUGAAAACUAUGCAUCUGUAUACUCACACACAAAAAUGUUGAUUUUCCCUCAUUAUUAUCAACAUUUGUCGAAAAUCUUACACCUCCCCUUUAGAAAAACAUUAAAAACACAUUUGUUUGCACUUGAAUGGAGAUCUUCAAUAAAGGUUGGUAUUUACUACUUUAACUUGCAGCAUGUCCAAUUUGAAGCUUAUAACAUAAAAAUUAGAGUUUUUAAAGGACUAAAAAUUAUAUUUUUUAAUAAUUUUGUCUUAGAAAGAAGAUUAGAUUACAUUUACAGAUGA